Messenger RNA from Zychaea mexicana, 487 nucleotides. RefSeq lists its product as uncharacterized. The coding region runs from base 86 to 325 and encodes 79 amino acids. Lineage: Eukaryota; Fungi; Mucoromycota; Mucoromycetes; Mucorales; Lichtheimiaceae. The record is from RefSeq and is a predicted model, not a curated record. The transcript has a single exon.
CGUGUCUGUACAGGAUGGUAGUGAGGUGUGUUAAUUAUAUGUGGUCCAGGUAGAGGGGUACGACGGAAAUAUAGGUUUUGUUCUAAUGGUGGCUGCUCGUGCGCUGGUAAAUGAACUAUCUGGAACUCUACUACAAUUCGGAGCUCCUCUUGUCCCUGUGUCUGUUCCUGUUCCCGUGGCUGUUGUUCCUGCGCCUGUUCCUGUUCCUGUGGCUGCUGUUCCUGCGGUUGCUGUUCCUGCGGUUGUUGUUGCUGUCGCCCUUCUCGACGUCUCCAACCUCGUCCCCUUUCGGCCUGCAGUAGGGAUUGUCGACGACUUACUCUAGCCUCAGCUUGUUCCCAAAGCUGUCGUCGUCGUUGUAGUCGUGCCUCUCUCUGGGUCGCUUGUUCAACCCUCCAUCUAUCGUCUUCAACGUUUUCAACACGCUGGCUUCUACGCGACAUUGAAUCAAAAAGGAGUAAGGAGUGAUGAUUGGAUUACUCGUGAC